This is a messenger RNA of Dictyostelium purpureum, 4080 nucleotides long. RefSeq lists its product as uncharacterized. Lineage: Eukaryota; Evosea; Eumycetozoa; Dictyosteliales; Dictyosteliaceae. Gene Ontology annotation, cellular component: SWI/SNF complex. The record is from RefSeq and is a predicted model, not a curated record. Bases 1 to 4080 code for a protein of 1359 amino acids. The transcript has 3 exons. Gene Ontology annotation, molecular function: protein binding.
AUGGAUAAAAUAGAAAUUAUUGAUUAUAAAACAUUUCAAAAAAAAAAUAUAAGUAUAACUGAAUUACUAUCAAAAAAACUAAACAUAGAAAUUGAUGAUUUUAAAAUCGACACUUUCGAUGACAUUGCAAGGAUUUCAGAAAUAUUUACCAAACAUGUUCCAUACUCAAACUUUGAUCUCAUUGGAGGAAAUUAUCAAUUCGAUAUCGAUGCUAUUGUAGGCUGUAUCCAGGGAAGGGGUGGCAGAUGUCUCCAUUUAAAUUUAAUAUGGGGUUUACUAUUAACAGAAUUUGGUAUCGAUAUUAAACUAAUUAAAGCAAUGGAAGAUUCCCCAAAUAAAAUAUACAGUAUUUUCGAAUAUCAUUACGGUAAUGUAUUCAAAUGGAAGGAUGGUAAAUAUUAUCUUUUCGAUAUUGGUUUGGGUUUUUUAAAUUACUUUUACCCAAUUGAAAUUGGAAACUAUGAACCAAUUAAAGGAACCUCAGACCUCUUACCUCCAUGCUACUAUAGAGUAAUCGAAAAUCAAUCAAUUAAAUCCGAUAACCCAUCAUUCAUUUUACAAAGAAAACUAAUAGACCAAGAAGAUGAAUACAAACCAAUUUUUGAAUUUAAAUUAAACGACCCAGUAACCAACCACCUUAUCUAUGAAAGAGCUAUUAGAUUUAAUAAAACCACUUAUAGAAUACCAGUUUCUAGUAGAUUAUGUGAAUAUGGAUACUAUUUUUAUGCAAACGACUCAUUUACAAUUAUAUCACCUUCAAAUGCAAGACAUGCAAGCAAUAAACCAGAAAACAAAACUAAAUUACCAAUGAGAUUAUUUAAAGAUUAUUCAUCACAUGGUUCUUUAUAUCAAAUAUUCGAAAUUAUUCAAACUUUUAAAACUGAAAAAAAUAUUAAAAUGAUUGAUUUUGCAAAUAAAGAUACUUUUCUCGAAUUAUUAGAUCAAAUUGAAAAUGCUUUAGUUAAAAAUGGUACCUUAAAAUAUCCAAAUGUUUUUAUUACUCCAGAUAUUAAAAAUAUUGAACAGCUUAAAGGUAUUGUCGAAAAACAUGGUGGUAAAAUAGUUAAAGAAUCAAAACAAGCAACACAUAUUGUAAAACAAAAUGAAACAACAACAACAGAAGAAAAUAAUUUAGAAUAUCUUAGAACUAUCGAACAUAAAAACAAAUUAAGCUUGGUUCACUGGUGGUAUUAUCCAGAUUCAUAUGAUGCAUGGUUACCUAGCAGCGAAGUAGAAGGUGAAGAUCCAGAAACAGAACAACAUGUUGGUCAAUGGUUUGUCACUCCAAGAUGGUUAACUGAUACAGAUAUAUUUAAUGAAUGGAUGAACGAAAUCGACUAUGAAUUAGACGAAAAUACAAAUUCAGAAUCUGAUAGUAAUGCCACAAGCUCUGGUGUCCCAAAAUCACCAAAUCAAAAACUUACUGCUGCUGGUACUGUUCCAAAGAAAAGAGGUAGAAAAGCAAAAAGAAAAACAAUUUUAGCAAGACAAGCUGCAGAGGCAUUAUUACAACAACAAAAUGGUGAAUCAAAUGAGCCAAUGAAUACUGACGAUAAAAAUGAAAAUGAUGAAUCACCAAAUAAAAAACAAAAAAAUGAACACACUGAUACUACAGAACAAAAACAACAAGUUCAAGAACAACCAGCUCAAGAACAACAACAACAACCACAACCACAAUCACAACAACAACCAACUCCAGAGCAACUACAAUUGCUACAACAACAACAACAAAUUCAACAACAACAACAAUUGCAACAACAACAACAACAACAGCAACAACAACAACAACCACAACAACAACAACCAAUGUUAACUCCAAUCCAAUUACAAAUGCACCAAAUUCAUUUGCAAAUGCAACAAUUAAUCCAACAACAAAAACUUCAACCAGCUUUAGCUCCACAAUUACAAAUGCAAUAUCAACAAUUCCAACACCAAUUACAACAAUUACAUAACCAACAACUCUUACAACAACAACAACAACAACAGCAACAACAUCAACAACAACAGCAACAACAACAGUUAUUACAACAACAGCAGUUAUUACAACAACAGCAACAAAAUCCAAUUGGUUAUCAAGCAAUGUUUGGAAAGCCAGUACCAAAUAUCCCAAAUAAUAAACCAACACAACCAGGUCAAACACCAACACAACCAGGUCAAACACCACAACAACAAAUUUUAGGUGCAAAUAAUGUACCAACACCAAAUAGACCAAGAUCAUCAUCAAAAUCAGGUACUCCAUUCAAUAGCCAACCAAUUUCAUCAGCACCAUCAUCAACAGACUCAACUAGUGCCACAGCUACCAAUCCAAACGGUAAUUUAAUGCCAGCUCAUCCAAAUGGGGCACCAACUAGUCCAAAUCAACAAACCAAUGCACCUGCACCAACUACAAAGAAUGUUGGUUUACAAUCAUCAUUCACAGUUCCACCAACACAAUGCACUUGGUUCAAAAUCGAAAGUAUUCAUGAAGUCGAAAAAAAUCAAUUACCCGAAUUUUUCACUGGCAAAUCACCAUCAAAAACUCCAGAGGUCUAUAAGGAGUAUCGUGAUUUUAUGAUCAAUACUUAUCUCCAAAAUCCAUACCAGUAUUUAACUUUAACAGCUGUUAGAAGAAAUUUAGUUGGUGAUGUUUGUUCAAUUCUUAGAGUCCAUAGUUUCCUUGAACAUUGGGGCUUAAUAAAUUAUUUUGUUAAUCCAGAUGGAGGUGCCUAUAUACCAUUAUUGUCAAAUACCAAUAAUGCUAGUUCUAAUAAUAAUACCAGUAAUAAUAAUACAGAAUUAAAAUCACCAAGCAAAGAUUUAUCAUCACCAACUACCUCGACCACAACAACCACAACAACCACUACCACAACAACCUCAACUACUACUAUACCACAACAAUCAACUGCCAAAACUGCAACAACAUCUAAAAAACCAGCAUCAAAACCAUUUUCAACAUCAUUGGAUUUAAGACAAAACUUAUUUUCACAACCAUAUAGACACUAUUGUAAUAUUUGUAACCAAGAUUGUACAUAUUCAAGACAUCAAUUAACUCCAAAACCAACCGAAGAAAGUCAUCCAUUACAACAACCAAUUAAUCUUUGUAAUGAUUGUUUCCAAAAACACGAUUUCAAAGAUGCAACAAUCAAAAAAGAAGAUUUCCAAAAAAUUGAAAUUCCAGAACCAAAUGGCAUUGCUGAUUUUUGGACUGAUCAAGAAACUCUUUUACUUUUAGAAGCUUUAGAUAUCUACAGUGAUAGUUGGAAUGAUGUUGCUGAUCAUGUUGGCACUAAAACUAAAGAACAAUGCCUUUUACACUUUUUACAGCUCCCAAUCGAAGAUCCAUACUUAGAGGAUAAUAUCACAAAAUCAGUUUCACUUCAACCAUCAAAUGACGUCAACAGUAUUAAAUCAUCAAAAGGUAUUAAUAACGAAUUAAACAAUCCAAUUAUUUCAUUGGUUUCAUUUUUAUCAACCUCUGUAUCCUCUGAAGUUGCUGCUGCCUCUGUUAAAGCUGCAACUCAAGUAUUAAAGAAUCAAAACAAGGAAAAUGAAAUGGAUAUUAACGAUGAAGGUACAGCUGAUAAUGAUAAUACCGACGAAGAUGAUCACUUUACAAAUAUUCAAUCUGCCUCGUCCACUGCCUUAGUUGCCGCAUCCAUUAAAGCAAAAGCUCUUUCAAAAGCUGAAGAAAAAGAAAUCCAAUCAUUAAUCUUAAAUAUUAUCAAUGUACAAACUAAAAAAUUAGAACUUAAACUUAAAUGUUAUUCUGAUAUGGAAGAUUCUCUCGAAAAAGAAAGAAAUCAAUUAGAAAAGGCAAGACAAUCAUUAUUUUCUGAAAGAUAUAGUUUAUUAAAAGCUGCUCAUACAAAUCAAUUAGCCUAUCCAGUUUCUUCAUAUAUUGUCACUCCAAAUAAAUCAAAUAAUAUGGCUAAUAAUAAUAACAAUAAUAAUAGUAAUAAUAAUAAUAAUAAUAGUAAUAAUAAUAAUAAUAAUAAUGAAAAGGAUAAUAAUACAAAUUUAAACAAUAUAAAUAAUAUAAACAAAAAUAAUAGUGAUAAAGAUAUUGAAAUGAACUCUACUAUUUUAAAUAAUAUUCAAUAA